Phyllostomus discolor (pale spear-nosed bat) is the source of this 4208-nucleotide messenger RNA. RefSeq names its product Ras and Rab interactor 1 (gene RIN1). Gene Ontology annotation, biological process: signal transduction; vesicle-mediated transport. The coding region runs from base 191 to 2563 and encodes 790 amino acids. Lineage: Eukaryota; Metazoa; Chordata; Mammalia; Chiroptera; Phyllostomidae. The record is from RefSeq and is a predicted model, not a curated record. Gene Ontology annotation, molecular function: guanyl-nucleotide exchange factor activity; small GTPase binding. The transcript has 10 exons. Gene Ontology annotation, cellular component: endocytic vesicle; cytosol.
CGAGGCCGGGCCCAGCCCAGAGAGGAGGUGGGCACUGCCCGGGCCGAGUGGACACUCGGGAGUUAACUGGCGGGGUGUGACAGGGCGCACCGCCCUCAGGAAGUGUUACUCACCGCCGGGAGUGUGCUCGCCUUGGGGGCUGGCUCGUCUUCCGAGUCCCCGGAGUAACCAGCCGGAGGAGCGCCCCGCCAUGGACGGCACCGGGGAUCCCGGAGCAGGCCUUCCCGGAGCCCCCAGCCCCGCGGACUCCUCCGUGCCCGGGUGCGCGGAGGGAGAAAAGCCAGCCCAGGACCCGCUGUACGACGUUCCCGACGCCGGCGGAGGGCGGGCAGGUGGGCCCCAGCGGCCCGGGCGCGCCGUGAGCCUACGGGAGCGCCUGCUGCUCACGCGGCCGGUGUGGCUGCAGCUGCGGGCCAACGCGGCGGCCGCGCUGCACGUGCUGAGGACCGAGCCCCCGGGGACGUUCCUGGUGCGGAAAUCGAACACUCGCCAGUGCCAAGCCCUGUGCGUGCGGCUGCCAGAGGCCAGCGGCCCUUCCUUCGUGUCCAGCCACUACAUCCAGGAGGGCCCUGGGGGCGUCUCCCUGGAGGGAUCCGAGCUCGUCUUCCCGGACCUGGUCCAGCUCAUCUGUGCCUACUGCCACUCCCGGGACGUCCUUCUCCUUCAGCUCCAGCUCCCCAGAGCCAUCCGCCAGGCAGCCACCCACAAGGAGCUGGAAGCCAUCUCCCAUCUGGGCAUCGAGUUCUGGAGCUCCUCCCUCAACGCCAGGGCACGGCCAGGCCCGCCCGCAGGCCCGCUGCCGCCCCGGCUGAAGCCGCGGUCCCCACAAGAGCUGGACCAGGGCACCGGAGCCGCCCUGUGCUUCUUCAACCCCCUGUUCCCAGGAGACCUGGGGCCCACCAAGCGGGAGAAAUUCAAGAGGAGUUUCAAAGUACGCGUAUCCACAGAGGCCUCCAGCCCCCUGUCUCCGCCCGCGGUGCCGCCUCCCCCUGUCCCGGUGCCGCCGGGGCCGGCCCCCAACCAGGCGGAAAGGUUGCCCCCUCGCCAGCUGCUGCGGAGGGAGAGCUCAGUGGGGUACCGUGUGCCGGGGGGCGCCGGCCCGAGCCUCCCUCCCCUGCCCUCCCUCCAGGAGGUGGACUGUGGCUCCCCCAGCAGCUCCGAGGAGGAGGAGGGGACGCAGGGACCCCGAGGGAGCCCCGCAACCUCGCCCCGCCUGAGCCGCAGGCGGCCUUUGCUCCGGUCCAUGAGCGCCGCCUUCUGCUCCCUGCUGGCGCCCGAGCGGCAGGUGGGCCGGGCAGCCUCGGCGUUGGUGCAGGACCGCCACACAGCUGUGGGCCAGCUGGUACAGGACCUGCUGACCCAGGUGCGGGCCGGCCCCGAGCCCCAGGAGCUGCAGGGCAUCCGAGAGGCACUGAGCAGGGCUCGGGCCAUGCUGAGUGCGGAGCUGGGCCCGGAGAAGCUGCUGCCGCCCAACAGACUGGAGCGUGUCCUGGAGAAGUCACUGCAUCGCUCGGUGCUCAAGCCUCUCCGGCCCACCCUGGUGGCCCGGCUGCAGCGCCGACUGUCUGCUGACGGCUCCCUGGGCCGCCUGGCCGAAGGCCUCCGCCUAGCCCGGGCCCAGGGCCCCGGAGCCUUCGGGUCCCAGCUGAGCCUGCCCUCCCCCGUGGAGAUGGAGCAGGUGCGCCAGAAGCUGCUGCAGCUGCUUCGCGCCUACUCACCCAGCGCCCAGGUCAAGAGGCUCCUGCAGGCCUGCAAGCUGCUCUACACAGCCCUGAGGACCCACUGGGGAGAGGGCGCGGGGGCCGACGAAUUCCUCCCACUGCUGAGCCUGGUCCUGGCCCACUGCGACCUUCCCGAGCUGCUGCUGGAGGCCGAGUACAUGUCGGAGCUGCUGGAGCCCACCCUGCUCACCGGAGAGGGCAGCUACUACCUGACCAGCCUCUCUGCCAGCCUGGCCCUGCUCAGCGGCCUGGGCCAGGCCCGCCCCCUCCCGCUGAGCCCCUCGCAGGAGCUGCAGCGCUCCCUCAGCCUCUGGGAGCAGCGCCGCCUGCCCGCCACCCACAGCUUCCAGCACCUCCUCCGAGUAGCCUAUCAGGACCCCGGCAGCGGCUGCACCUCCAAGACCAUGGCCGUGCCCCCAGGGGCCUCCAUAGCCGCCCUGAGCCAGCUCUGUGCCACCAAGUUCCGAGUGGCCCAGCCGGACACUUUCGGCCUCUUCCUGUACAAGGAGCAGGGCUACCACCGCCUGUCCCCCGGAGCCCUGGCCCACCGGCUUCCCGCCACCGGCUAUCUCGUCUACCGCCGCCGGGCAGAGCAGCCUGAGACACGGGGGGCCUCGCUGGAGGGGACGACCGAGGAGGGUGGCGGGGAGCCAGAGUCAGGGGGCAGGGAGGAGGAGCAAGGGGGCCGAGGAAGUGGGGAGGUCGAGGCCAAAGCCGGCACCAGGGACAGCAGGGGAGAGCCUGAGCCGGCCGUCGAGCAGGAGGAGAGCCGGGCCGGGGGAGGGGGCCCUGCGCAGCCGGGUGGGCCAGAGGCUGCAGGAGGCCGGGCAGCCGAGGAGUAGCUGGGAGUGGCCAGAAUGGUCAUUUGGGGCAGAAAACACUGAGCCCACUGGGAAGGCCUUCCUGAGCCGUCAGCCCCCUUUGCCUUCUCCCCUGGGUGGCUCUUGGGUCUGCCACCGGCUCUGUCUGCUAUUUAUCUCUGUGGCCCCACGUGCUGGUGGAGUGCCUGAACUGGCCACAUCUGGGCACUGGAGUAAAGCUGGGAGGGUGUGGAGGACCCUGGACCAAGGGCCAAGGUCCUUCGCCUCUUAUCCUCCUACCCCGGCUGGAGGCCAGCCGGCCGGCCAACCCUCAGUGGUGAGUGUGCCCAACCUCCAGCAGCUGGGGAGGGGCCGCUGCCCAGGCAGCUCCUCCGGGCGGGGGGCUGCACCUACUUCUGGGUGCCAGGGCGUCAGGAGGACUCAAGGAGGCGGCGAGGGCUCGGGGCCCCAGCCCCGCUCCAGACCCCCCCGAGAACUAGCACCUCCAGCCGCAGUGUGCUCACCUGUCAAGUGGGCGUGCACUGCCAUCCUGUUUUCUCCCGGAAAACUUCCAGGGGCCCAAAUGGAUGGUUCUGCCGCAAAGCAGGCCUCAGCCUACAGGAAAGGGGCAGGAAGGACCUGAGAUGCCGGCAUCGCCUGCCCCGCCCCUCCAGGGUUGCUGUCUGCACUUGCCAAGGGGGCGCGUCCUCCAGUCGCCCUGGAGCUGGAGGAGCACCCAAGCUCCAGGCUUUCCCCAAGACGGGAAGGCCUCCUAGGCCCUCCAGCAUCCCAGGGGGAUGGGACGGGGAGGCAGGCUUCCCAAAUGGAGGGGGUGGGGGAGCUUGGACCUCACCAGGGCUUUACAGGGGGUCACGCGGGAGAGCGACUCCUAAGAUGUCACAUGGUAGGCUAUUAGGGGUUUCCCUACCCAAACCAGGACAUCCGGUUCCAACUGCACCCUCUCGCCCUCUGUUCCAAGCCACCAAUAAGGGAGCCCUCAAAGCGCCGCAGAGCAAGCAGCAGCUGUGAGCAGACAAAAUGCCGCCAGCGACCACCAGGGGGCGUAUGUGGCCCGGGAAGCUGCGGAGUGGGUGACACCCAGGGGCAACGGUGGCUCCGGGACCUCGGCAGCAUAAGGUGGUCGCAGGCUGCACUCUUGCAGCCAGCGACCAGGCAGCGGGGCACAAAGCCAGCCUCACGGGGCCACUCUGGGAAAGGAACCGUGCCCUGCGAGUCGCCGAGGCGUUCCUGCCGAUGCUGUGCGCCAGAGGACGCCCGCCCCCGCGUCCGGCUCUACUGAAAAGUGGAAAUCCUGGGCGCUGGGAUUUCAGACCAACCGGAGGCAGCCUGGGUGCGGGGCUCCCACAUCUCACCAGGCCACCAGCAGCGCUCCCCUCCCCCCUUACCUGUGCGCUCACACAACCCUGCUUCCCCGUUGGGCGUUUGUGUGCCCUUCCUCCCUGGCCCACGCCCACCCCCACCCCCACCCCUAGUGCCUUGCCCAGCGCUGGGCACUCCACAGGCACUCAGGAAACGCUGUCUGCUGAUUGGAGUUCGAUAAGGAGUGAGAGGCAGCCCUGAGUGGUGUGACAGGUCACGGGUUCAAUUCCUGGUCAGGGCACAUGCCUGUGUUGCGGGCUGGAUCCCCUGUCAGGGGCAUGUGAGAGGAAACCAAUGGAUAUUUCUC